AUGUCAUGUCAGAUAGAACCAGGUUGGCGUGGGGCAACAAUGGCCGAUGUACACUGGAUCAAGGACGGUGUACCUAUCGGCGAACUCGAAAAUGAAAAUAUGCGCAACGAAUUGCUUGUCGAUGGACCUACCUUGAAAAUACAAAAUGGAAAGCAUCAUACCGAAGGGGAUUAUCAGUGUUCGGCUUUAAUACGGGGUGUGCGAUUGUCUAAUGGGAAGCAUGUUGAUACACAUCUUGUGUCCGCACCAGUAAAAUUUCGUCGUGCCAGGAUUACCAAAUUUGAAAAAGUUGCACCAGAGAGUGUAGCUGUACUUCAAGGACAGAUUGCUCGUUUACCAUGCUCUGGAAUGCCUGAUGUGGUUCCUGGCCCUCCGGAGAUAACAUUCGAGAAAGAAGGCUACGACGGAGUCCUGGGAAUACCAGGCGAUGAAAGAUAUCUCUCGACAUCAUCCGGUAUACAAAUACCUUUGUCAAAGUUGUCAGAUUCAGGCAAUUAUUAUUGUGUCGUCCGUAACACUUUUACCAAUCAAACCCGAAAAUCACCACAUUUUGUUAAAUUAGAGGUACUGACAAAAAGGUACAGUAGUAUUGAACCUGCGCUUGUUUAUCCUGUAACAUCAUCCUCAAUUAACGGACCCAUAGUUGUUGAUGUUGUCAAAGGACAAACAGCGCUUCUGGAGUGCAUCGUUACAUCUACAAAGAUUAUUUGGACAAGACUAUAUCCGGGAGAAACAGCAAUAUCAGUAAGUAGCGAAAAAGCACGAUUGCGUCAAAUUUGGGGCAAUUUACAAAUUCAGCAAGUGAAUGAAGCAGACACUGGUAUUUAUAUUUGCGAAAGUAUGGCGCUGUUUUCUCCUCCUACGGUUAAAUUUCCUAAAGUUUACUACAAUUUACGAGUACAUGCACCAACUGAUGUACAGCUUAUGUUGGGACAACUUGCUACAGAUAAGAGUUGGAAGCUGAGCUGUUUGGCAUUAAAUUUGCAUUAUGAGAUUCCUAUGGUGUAUAUGAAUGGACUGGCACUGAUUGAUGCAAUGGUUAAGCUCGGUGUUCCACCACAUACUAAUUUUUUUACGAAUCCGAUAAAUGCAACAUUAACUUCUAGUGUUGCAUUGUCAGGCAGUGUACAGUGUAUUUCACGUCCAGCAAUGGAUGAGGCAGAGGUAUACGGAAAUGGCUUGGAACGCGGUCGAGCGAUGAAUUUAUAUGUUGAUAAUCGAAUCAGUCAGCAGGUUAAUUUAAUUUUACAAGGACCAGAAAAUUCUACCAAGAUAGUUGGUGAAACAGCGCAGAUGGUUUGUUUGGUGGUGCCACGAACGACGAAGACCAUUUGGACCAAAGAUGGUAAACGUAUGGCAUUAAUUGGAAAAAAACGUAUCCGAUUGGUUGGGACAGCCAGUUUGCAAAUUUCCGAUGUACAACUGGAAGAUGAAGGGUGGUACACUUGUGAAGUGACUGAUAACACAAAUCAUGUGACACGUUCCAGUUCCUAUUUGAAAAUCAUUCCGAAGGAAGUGUUUUUACAAAAUGAGAAAGACAGUGGGAUGAAAAAUCAAGAUAUAAAGAACAUCAUAUCUAAGAACGCUGCUACGCAGUAUCAAGAAAAAAGACUGCAGUCAAGAACGAGUGGAUUGAGGGAACCUUUAAUGGAUGUGCCACGAGCAUUCAUUUCCGGAAGAAAUGUGCAAGUGCUUUGGUCACUACCCAAGAAUUAUGCAUUUCUAAACAAAAUUACUUCAUUUCAAAUUGAAUUUCGAGCUGAAAGUAAUAAAAAAUGGAUCAUGGGUGAACUGGUAGACGGGCAUGUACGCGCUGUUACCAUCAAAGCAUUGCUUCCUGGAAAUAGGUACCAAUUUCGGGUUUUAGCGAAAAUGCUGGAUCAGAGUAUUAUACCAACUCAGCCUACGAAUUGGCUGAAGAUUGAGCAGGUGCCCAAAAGUAACGAAAUCAAUGCACAAAUUAAUAUUACCUUCUUUUCUCCAGUUUCGGAUACUGUUCUUCAGCUGCGUUGGAAUUACACUGCUUCAAACUACAUAAAAUCUCCCGAAACUUUUCUCGUUUCAUAUGCUACUGUUUCUGAUAAAAACUAUACCCAUACGAUACGAUUGAACAGUUCAUUUUCGAUGACUAAUUUAAGUAAUUUAUUACCUUCUACGGAAUAUCGAGCCAUUGUUGAAGUUGAAUUUGCUGACAAGACGAGCCAAAGAAGCGAACCAUCUGUGGCACGGACUUUAGAUGCUCGUGAUAAAUUCAUGGAUGCAUCUCAUAGAAUAUUCAAUGAACAACGAGUUCAAAAAUCACAUCUUUACUGCAAGGCAGCAGUAGCAAUGUCGGCCAUGAGUGAUGUGAAUGAAUUUACUCUCCUGAAGAUGAAGUCUAGUGAAGACCAACCACGCUCUGUUGUAUCUUUGAAAAAUUUCUCAUUCAGUAAAGAUUACGGCAUCAUGCCCAACUUGUAUGGUGAAGAGGAUAACUUUUUGGAGGAGAAAAAUACUCUUACUUCAUUCAAAGACACACCGUGGACUAAUGGAAAAAUAUAUGAAAAUGUCAUCUCAGAAGCUAGUGAUAUUCAGGAGCCAGUACAAAAAGCUUUACGAACCAAUGAUAGCCAUGAAGAAUCUUUUUGGUUAAAAGGAAUCAUGAAUAACGGCCAAAUGAUGCAGCCAAAUGAUGCCCUAGUUAUACCUCUUGGAAUACAAUUGUUAGCAGCAAAACGUACGGAAAACAGCACACAGUAUACUGCACUGCCUGCGCUGUCUGGGGCAAAACGAACAGCUGACGUUUCCUCGAGGAACAGUCAGAUAUCUUUCUCGGCAGAUGGUUGUUACUUGCAUACAUUUAAAUCACAAGCCUCAAACCCAUAG
Brugia pahangi is the source of this 2865-nucleotide messenger RNA. NCBI's taxonomy places the organism in Eukaryota, Metazoa, Nematoda, Chromadorea, Rhabditida, Onchocercidae. The record is from the annotation of a GenBank genome assembly.